AAAAAUCAAAAGGAGAAUAUUAUCACAUUGAGCGAGAAAAUAACAAGGAUGCAAACUGCCAUAUGUGUCUGCUUUUGUGUCGGUGAACGUAGUAGUACCUUGGUGGGUGGUGGGUGGAUCCAGACGACGCUUGUUCUUUGUUUAGGUGUAGGAAAACCCAAUUUUGUCUUUGCUUCUCCUUUCCCUUUUAUCUUACGCAGCACGUGUGUACAUGUUGGACUUGGACUCUCUUUGUUCCGUUGCAUCCUUUCUAGAUAGAGAAAGUGAGAGAUUGAGAUUGAUUUUACAGCUAAGCCUUUGAUUUGUUUUUUUGGGUUGAGUACAACCCCCGAUUGAAUACUUGCCGUGUAUUAUUCUGUUUGCAUAUACGAAUUAUAGAAGAACAAAGUCUUUGGUUUGGUGGGUUUAUUUUUCGUGAAUUAUAAGUUUGAUUAUUUGAUGUAAGUUGUCCAGUUUCGUGUAGAUAGCAACGUCUUGUUGAUGGCUUGCUUUGUUUGCCGUCUCAGCCGUUGGAUUUCGGUCAGACAAAUUCGCAUACACAGUUUGUGCGUACUUUCAGUUGUUAAAGCUGACUUCUUUGAAUUGGGUAUUUGAUUAUUAGGUGUUCGCAAGCAUUGCAAAUCACAGUUAUACUUUCGUGUUGUUUUGGGUUUCCUGUAUAUGGUUGAAUUCGCAAAACCGUGCCGCCAGAGCUAGAUUGUUGUGAAUCUGCCAUAGCCGUGAUUUCUGGUAUCUGGGUCAUUUGGUUUCUAUCUGGUCAAGGAGAUGAAAGAAAAGUCUUGCAGUCCAGGAAGUUUCUUUGUUUUGAACACAGGAGCCAAGAUCCCUGCCAUUGGGCUGGGAACAUGGCAGAGUGGCGGUGACCUUUGUGUUGAAGCUGUUAGGACAGCCUUGUCGGUGGGUUAUUGUCACAUAGAUUGUGCACAUCUUUAUGGGAAUGAGAUUGAAGUUGGGGAAGCACUGGCUGAAGCAUUUCAAAGUUCAUUGAAGAGAGAGGAUGUUUUCUUGACUUCUAAGCUGUAUUGUACCAUGAAUUCACUCAAUAAGAUUGAGAAUUAUGUUAGAGUUUCGAUUAAGAGUCUUGGAGUCACAUACUUGGAUCUAUAUUUGAUGCAUUGGCCUGAGAUCUCUGCAUUUGGGGAUGCAACUGACCCUCCUUCAAAGUCAGGGGGUGAGUAUAGACAAUUUCUCAGUCGAUUGAAGAAAGCAUGGAAAGCUAUGGAAGGUCUAAUUGAUUCAGGUUUGGUGAAAGCAAUAGGUGUCAGCAAUUUCAGUGUUCAACAAUUGAAAGAACUGCUUAAAUUUGCAAAAAUUGUACCAGCUGUCAAUCAGGUUGAGUUACACCCCUUUUGGAGGCAGGAUGAACUUGUAAAGUUCUGUCAAACGAAAGGUAUUCAUGUAUCUGCGCACACUCCUUUGGGAGUACCUACUUCAAGUCCUGGACCAUCUGAUAGUGGAUCUGGGGAAGAUGAACCUGGAACUCCUCGUAUAUCAUUUAGAAGAUCAAGAUCAGUACAUGGACCAAUGCUGAAGUUGUCUAUUGUUUCAGAGAUAGCAGACAUACACAAAAAGACGCCUGAACAGGUUCAAGCCCAUCUUACUCUUAUCGAGCCAACAGAGGUGAGGUCGCGAUCGACUGAGAAGGGGCUACAGUCGCGAUUGACAAAGAAUGAAGAAGAAGGGGAGACAGAAGGCAAAAGCACAAUAUCAAAAAAAAUUGAUGGGUCGAUGGGAGAAGAGAAGAGAAGAGGUCGAUCACAUACCUGAGAUUCAGUGGCGAAGUCGACGACGAAGAGAAGAAGUGUGAAAGGAGAGCAGGUCUUCUAUUCAGAGCUUCAUUCGCGCCUGGAAGGAGAGCUUUGGGUCUUCGAUUCAGAGUUGGUGAUCCAUUCAGAGGUCUUCUAUUUAGGGCUUCGUGUGUGGAAGGAGAGCUUUAGAGGAGGUCUUCGAUUUAGAGUUCGCGUGUGGAAGGAGAGCAACAGAGCAGGUUGUGAGUGGUUUUAAGUGGAAACCGAGUCCCCCUGCGUCGAUUACGAGUCCUCGGUGAGUCAUUGCUGUGUUUAUUGUUCCGACGUGGUCAACGCGUGUCGUAGCCGUAUUUUUGCGCGUCUACCGCGUUGGGGAACUAAGUUCGUGUGUGACGCGGACUCGGCACCCAUUUUGCCGAGUCCGUGCUUCCUAGGUCAGGAGUCUCCUAUAUGGAUCUUGCAUCCUCAAACUAAGUGACAUCUAGCUUUCUUAUGAAAUUCUUGUUUAAAGGCUGUCUGUCUGUCGCCUACUAGUGCUAAAAACUAAUGCAAACUCCAUAAGUAUUCAUUCUACUUGUUCUUUGCGAUUCCUUAA
This is a messenger RNA of Tripterygium wilfordii, 2343 nucleotides long. RefSeq names its product aldo-keto reductase family 4 member C10-like. The transcript has 3 exons. The record is from RefSeq and is a predicted model, not a curated record. Gene Ontology annotation, cellular component: cytosol. Gene Ontology annotation, molecular function: aldose reductase (NADPH) activity. Lineage: Eukaryota; Viridiplantae; Streptophyta; Magnoliopsida; Celastrales; Celastraceae. Bases 766 to 1767 code for a protein of 333 amino acids.